GCUCCAUCGAGUUGCGGAGAAUGUAGACAGAGAAAGAGAGAGUAUGCAAUCACUGCAGCAGAAGGCAUCGGAGUUGAGCGGCGUUGAUCGGAGCGACGCUUUCGCCAUUGACGACACCAAUCUCUUUCAGAAGCUCGGUCUCGAGACCUUCAUUAAGCUUUCUACCAAUUUCUGUACCAGGGUUUAUGACGAUGAAGAGGAGCGGUUUCAGUCAAUUUUUGCAAAUUCGAAGAAAGAAGACGCUAUUCGGAAUCAAUACAAGUUAUUGGUGCAGAGAAUGAGAGGGCCUCCCCUGUAUUCACAGAGAAAGGGUCACCCUGCUCUGAUUGGACACCACAGCCCGUUUCCUGUUACUCACCAAACUGCUAAGAGGUGGUUGCAUCACAUGCAACAAGCAUUGGACGGCAUGACAGACAUUGAUGCAGACUCGAAAAUCAAAAUGAUGAACUUUUUUAGGCACACUGCAUUCUUUCUUGUGGCUGGAGAUAAGUUGAAAAAUUCAAAUCAAGGAGUUCCUUUUACGGAUGGCACCGACAGACCAGCUGCAACGCAAGGGGAUUUCACCCUGGCAAAGGGUUAUACGGCCAUUUGAGUACUCGUAAAAGUGAUCGCCAAUAGUAGGGGAGCGUUUCCAACACCAACCUAUACCCUGGAAGAAUUUUAUGACACUGCUCUGCUCUCCACCCCAGUGUCAUAAAAUUCUUCCCGGAUAAAAUUUGGCAGUGGAAAAGCACCCAUACCAUUGACGAUCACGAUUACGAGUCCUUAAAUGGUCGCAUAAUCCUCUGGCAGACCGAAAUCCCCUCAUACAUACACACCGGCAAACCAGCUGCAGUGUAAGGGGAUUUGACUCCAAUAGAGGGUUAUACGACCAUUUGAGUACUCAUAAUAGUGAUCGCCAAUAGCAGGGGAGCGUUUCCAACACCAACCUAUGCCCCAAAAGAAUUUUAUGACACUACAAUGUUCCCUAUCCCAGUGCCAUAAAAUUAUUCCUAAGAAAAUUUUGGUGGUGGAAGCACUCCCCUGCCAUUGACGAUCACGAUUAUAAGUCCUUAAAGGGCCGCAUAAUCCUCUGGCAGACCAAAAUCUCCUCCUACAUGCCAUGCAAAUGCGUGCUUUUCAUAUGGAAAGGAAAUGAUUUUAGAUACUUUAUUUAGAACUCUUUGAUCUUAGUAGUUGUGUGCAAGGAACGUAUAGUCUUGAAUUGUUUGAUCAAAUAAUCUUGAAAAUGUAAGGUUCUUGACAUUUACAUUAGUUCAACGAGAAAGUUAAAGGCAAGCAUUUCUUUGAAUUCUCAUGCUUCUUCA
This is a messenger RNA of Camellia sinensis, 1307 nucleotides long. RefSeq names its product group 2 truncated hemoglobin 3-2. The record is from RefSeq and is a predicted model, not a curated record. NCBI's taxonomy places the organism in Eukaryota, Viridiplantae, Streptophyta, Magnoliopsida, Ericales, Theaceae. Gene Ontology annotation, molecular function: oxygen binding; heme binding; oxygen carrier activity. Gene Ontology annotation, biological process: oxygen transport.